UUAGAUUGGCAUUUGUCAAAAACGAUGCAAAUAGUGGUAGGGACAACAUCGUAUCUUGCUGUCAGCUAGUGCUAUUCAACAAAUUAGAGAUAGAUUGCUCGCCUUCGCCGAUUCUUCGACCCCGAAAAGCUUUUCGAACGGAUCGUAUAUGUGAGACAUGGACGUGUGGCACCAAAAAUCACUUUAAAUUCUUCCCGGGGGCGGAAAGCAGUGCCACCAUCUCUGAAGGCCAGUUACAUUUUGGAAAUAAUGUCCAGGGAUAACAAACCCGAAUUUGAUGAGCGCUGCUGGUGGCGCUUUGUGGAGCCUCCCUCUAAACUUCCAUACAUGACAACGUCAAUAGAUUGAUGCAAUAUUUAUGUGAAAUACCAAGCAAAAGAGAAAUCAAUGCAAUAGUUUAAUCGACUAGACUUGAAGACGGAAUCAAAAGUAAACUACGAAGUGAUUCUUUAGGGAAAACGAUAUUACUAACUUACAUAUAUUAAUUCAGCGUACUACAAGCGCAAUUAGGCAACAAAAGACAUCAUCUGAGUGGAAGAAUUUUUAACGUAUACACUAAAAGAGACCAGCAUUUCUCUACAAAUGCAUCAUGUGAAUUCUACGGAGUUUAGUGAUUGAAAUAUUCUUUGCGAGGAUACUCUGCAACGAGGAGACAACUGAGGAAUAUUUAAUACGACGAUUUGAUCAUUAAUUUUUAAGUGAAUUUAGCCAAGAAAAUUUUCACAGUAAUAAGUAGUGUAUAGUAGUUUUGUAUAUCAAGUAGGCAAGUUGCUAAUAGAAUUCUUAGGAAAUCCCGAGAACCCCUUAGUUUGUAUAAAGUCGAUUUGUAUUUAAAUCAAAUGUACGAUUCCGAUGAGUUGGAUACGAUUGCUGAUGUUAUGGGCUUGCGAUCGCAGAAUCGCUUGAAUACGUUCCGUGAAAUGUGGUAUCAUAUAUUCCUGUGGGCCUUCUUCUCUUCCGUGUUUGUGCAUACAUGUGCCGCGUUGAUUGCAUUUGUAACGCUACGCAAACACAAAUUUGGCCGUUUCUUUUCAAUCCUUAUAUUACUAAUGGGUUUUGUGUCGCCGGCAACUAGCGGCGUUGUGAGUAGCGCUGCAAUUGCAUUUGUACAUCGAGCGUCCAGCUUGCAUAUGUCCCCCAUAUUCGCAAUGGUGUGGGGAGUUGGACAAACUAUAAUAUCGGCUUGUUUAGGCUUUACUCGAAUAUUGGCCACACUUUGAAACUUAAAUUAUAUCUACUACAGCAUAAACCUACACGAAAUUAGCAGUUAGCACGAAAUUUUGCAGUAGUUUUUGCGCUACAUUCACGAUACUUUGCUUAGCGAAUUCAAAGAAUUGGAAUGGAGAGACCAAUCUACUCUAGACACCCAUAUCGAAUGUGUUUUCACUGGAAUAAAAUUAAUGUAAGGAAUAUCGGUUCGAAAGAGACUGUAAAUUGACGUAUAUUUUUGCUGCUUGGUAUAUAUUUUGUGUUUCAAUGGCAUUUUCAUAGCGUAAAUAUUUAUGUUCGAAUUUUCCUCCUAAUUUAUAAGCAUCAUCAUUUCAAAUCGCAAUUAUUUGCAUAAUUCACAUAGAAACUGUAGCCUCUUUAAAACUGUCGCAAACAUGAAUAAAAGGAAAAUAAUGGAAAUGUUAAAUUUGUUAGAAAUUUAAGGGUUAUUAAGUGAUAAAAAACAAUAAAAGAUAACUUAUAUGAUAACUAA
Molecule: messenger RNA, 1702 nt
Organism: Hermetia illucens (black soldier fly)
Lineage: Eukaryota; Metazoa; Arthropoda; Insecta; Diptera; Stratiomyidae
Product: transmembrane protein 170A
Exons: 2
Coding region: 840-1220 (126 amino acids)
Source: RefSeq, a predicted model, not a curated record